UCCGCUUAUGAAAAAUCAUGUCGAAUUAUCAAAUAUUUAAUUUCAUCAGAUCAAAAUUAAAGUUUUUCCACGCUCCUAAAUUCAAACCAAAUUCUAGUGUAAAUCAGUCAGAAUGUCUUUCAAAUAUUAUGUUAAUUGGUGGAUAAAGAAUAAAAAGGAAUUGGAAGAACUUGAGAAAAUAAAUAAAGAGUUCUUGACUAAAGCUGGUGAUGUAAAAGAAAGGAGUAUUGCUAACAAACUUGUUGGUGGAUUGUAUGCAAGAUAUUGCAUGCUGGUACAAGAGCUUGAUCUAUGCUUGGAUCAGCUGGCGCAACCACAAAAAACUGUUGCUAUCAGGAAAUUGGUAGAAUCUGCUGUGAUGCGUUUAAAAGAACUUUUCAACGAACUCAGAUGGAUCGACUUCUCAGAAUACCACUAUAUUGACGAUGCCCUUGUGGAGUUGAAGCUAAUACCGCAUGAUAUUGAAAUUCUGCAUCCCUACCUUUGUUAUCCUAGACCCUACGAUAUUGAACAGAUGUACGAACGACUCAAGAAAGGUGAGAAAAUUUACACCAAACCAUCAACCCCUCCACCAGAACUGGAACCAGUUUUAGAACCGGUACCAGAAGAAGGAGCAGAAGCAGCACCCACAGAGGAGGCUCCUCCUCCUGUCGUCGAAGAACCUAAAAAGGAUAAGAAAAAGAAGAAGGAGCCAAAAAUACAAACUCCAAUUGCUCCUGUUGAAAAGAAAGAUGAGUUGACACCCGAAGAACUAGAAAGGCAAAAGAAAGAAGCCGCUUUUACAGAGGCAAUUGAAAUAAUACAAAUACAUGAGAGAGCUAGACAAGCCAGAUUGUAUCACAGAGAGGUAUUCGCAAUCUUUCUGACGCACAAAGAUGAUUAUAUACCCAAAGGGCCGCCAAGAGCGUACACCCCAGAAGAGAAAGAUAAUGCUGCUAGAAUAUUGCAGAGGGUCUACAGAGGUCACUUUUGGAGGAGAUUUCUUCAUAAAAAAGAGACCGAAAGGAGAUUAUUGAUAGGUAUGACAGAAACCAGCUUUCGAUCUCGAAAAGAAUUCGAAAUAGAAGAACAAAGUAUAGAGGAACGCAGAAAACUGCGCGAGCUCCGUAUAAAGGAGUACAUCGAAGCGAACUUGGCAGAAAAAGAUCGCAUUCUGAGAGUUGUAGGACCCGGUCUUAUGGAAGACAUCGGUGACGAAAUAAGAGAGUGGUUCUACCAGUGGUACAUCAGAGCCAAAAACUUCGACAAAUACCCACCCGAAGAAAAAGGUGGUACCAUUUUGGUCGUGAGAGGAGAAACCAUGACUCCAGAAGAGUGGAUAGACGAUGUCGAAAAGAAGCGAAGAGAAAAGGUCAAAGCUGGAGGAUCGAAAGAGGAGAAAGAGAAGAAGAAAGCCGAAAAAGCGAAGCAGAAGGCAGCAGAAAAGGCUCUUAGGAAAGCGAAUAUGGCUGCCUUGAAGAAGGCCAUGAAGGAUAAGAAAAAGAGAAGGAAUGACGUGGCCAACUUUCAGUUGGAGUUUGACGAACAGGAAGGUAAAGAACUCUACGCGGAGGGACAGGAAGAACAUGAACUGAUUUGGAAUGACAGGGACGAAAUGCUGAAUCCUGAAGAGACACAUUACAUGGAUUUGAUUACUGAUCAGAGGUGUUAUGAGGUGCAACUUGAGAUGAGAGCAAAAGUGGAUGAAAUGAUGAGGCUUGAACUGGAUCUGCUCAAUGAUGCUCUAGCUAGAGACAAAAACAAGAAACCUAAAAAACCAAAAAAACCGAAGAAGAAGGGAAAAAAGGGCAAGAAACCACCAAAGGAUAUAACCGGACAUAGAACCACGGAGGAUCUUUUCCAAGAGCUGUUCGAGAAUGGCAUCAUAAGAGUGUAUCCGAAAACGCGCCUGGAUGAAUUCAUAGGGGAUUUCAGCUACAAGAACAUGGAGCUAAGGCAAGACGAGUUCUUGGAUCCUCCACCUUGUUUGGGAGAUGUCAAACAAGCGGUCGUUGUCAAUAUUAUCAUGCCAUUGGGCCUGGACGUGUGUAAAGACAGGGUGCGAUCAGCGCUUUUGUGUGGUCCACCUCAGUCAGGAAAGAAAAUUUUGGUGAACGCCAUCUUCACAGCCACAAGAUGCGUUCUUUUCGAUCUUUCUCCGGAAGUGAUAGCUGGGAAGUAUCCUGGAAAACCAGGUUUGAAUAUGCUCCUUCAUCUAGUCAUGAAGGUGUCGAAGCUUCUGCAGCCGUCAAUAUUGUACAUCAACGCUGCAGAGAAGCCCUUCUACAAAAAAGUACCACCCGAAGAGAAGGAUUUGGAACCCAAGAGACUUGGGCCAGUUCUAUUGAAGAAAAUCGUCAAAAUGAUCAAGCCUAUGGAUAGAGUGAUGCUACUCAGUCAAACCAAUCAGCCUUGGGCGGGGGCGACAAAAAUGAAAAAAGUUUUUGAAAAAGUGAUUCUAAUUCCACGAUCUGACUAUAACAGCGUCUUCCUCUAUUGGCGAGAACAACUCAUGCCGUACCACAGCGUUGACCGCGGCAUCGACUUGUCAUGUUUGACUAAACUUACUGUCAACUAUCCUUUGGGUACCAUCAAGGAAGUAACCAAACAAAUUAUGAUUCCAUCACGUAUAGUGAAGUUGUACUACCAACCUCUGAGACAAAUGGAGUUGUUUGAACCUUUCACCAAAAUAGAACCGAUUAACGAUAAGAUAUGGAAGAAAUACGAAAAAUUUUAUAACGGUACACCUAUUGGAAAGUUGGGAAAGAAAUACGCUAAAGUUAAGUUGGCCCUUCGGGAAGAUAUGCUGAAGAAGAAAGAAGCGGAGAAAAAGCAAGAUAAGGGAAAGAAAAAGUAAUUUUAUAUUGAUAUUGACUUCGAUGGAUUAAUGGAGAUGAAAAAGUUUCGAAUGUUUAACAUAUUUUUUUGGAAGCAAACUUAUAGUAAUAAUAUUUGAGAUGUAGUUGAAUAAAUGUGAAGAUCAAAAAACACAAAUUUUAUAU
Messenger RNA from Harmonia axyridis, 2981 nucleotides. Its product is annotated as dynein regulatory complex protein 11-like. The transcript has 9 exons. The record is from RefSeq and is a predicted model, not a curated record. Lineage: Eukaryota; Metazoa; Arthropoda; Insecta; Coleoptera; Coccinellidae. The coding region runs from base 113 to 2836 and encodes 907 amino acids. Gene Ontology annotation, molecular function: protein binding.